Messenger RNA from Colletotrichum abscissum, 1302 nucleotides. RefSeq lists its product as uncharacterized. Gene Ontology annotation, biological process: aromatic amino acid catabolic process; L-tyrosine biosynthetic process. The transcript has 5 exons. Lineage: Eukaryota; Fungi; Ascomycota; Sordariomycetes; Glomerellales; Glomerellaceae. The record is from RefSeq and is a predicted model, not a curated record. Gene Ontology annotation, molecular function: aromatic-amino-acid:2-oxoglutarate transaminase activity; pyridoxal phosphate binding; L-2-aminoadipate:2-oxoglutarate transaminase activity. The coding region runs from base 1 to 1302 and encodes 433 amino acids.
AUGGGAUAUGAUGGUAUGAACGGCGAUGUUGACAAUUCGCCCGUAGGUUCUGGUGCCGGCAAUCGGCAGUUGAUAGCUCUCGCAAAGGAACUAACAGAAAGAGUACAUUCGCCCCCUUGCGAGUACGAGUGCCUACUACACCCCGGUAACACCAAUGCAUGGGCAAAGGUAGUUGGACUACUCUGCGAGGAUGACGACUAUGUCAUAGUCGAAGAGUUUACGUACCCUUCCGCUCAGGCUCUCUGGAUCCCAUUGGGUAUCAAAGCUGUUCCAGUCACUGCUGAUGCGGCAGGGAUCAUGGCGAAGAGUCUUAGACAUCUUUUGUCGAGAUGGGAUGAGCGGGAAAGAGGAUCGCGAAGACCAAGAGUACUCUAUCUUGUUUCUGUCGGAUCAAAUCCGACAGGAAUCACUAUCUCAGCACAAAGACGAAGAGAAAUCUACGACAUCUGCGUUGAGUUUGACAUUAUCAUCGUCGAAGAUGAUCCUUAUUACUUCCUCCAAUACCCAGGCUACGGAUCGCCUAUGGAAACAUCCUUCACACCCAAGCCUAUCCCAGAAUUCCUCAACACCCUCGUGCCCACGUUCCUCUCCAUGGACGCCCAAGGCAGAAUCAUCCGUCUCGAUUCCUUCUCGAAGACCCUGUUCCCCGGCCUCCGUCUAGGAUACUUCGUCGCCAACCCGGUCUUCACCGAACGUCUCCUCCGCGCAACUGAAGUCGAGACACAGGACCCAGCGGGAUUGAGUCAAGCCUUCGUUCUUGGUCUCCUUCAAAAAUGGGGCAUCGACGGUUAUCUCACUUGGCUGCAAAACCUACAGUUCCAGUACCGCACCAGGCGGGACUGGCUCUUGGAUGCGUUCAGUGCCCACUUUGACCUUCUGCCUGCGGAGAAGUCGCCUAUACCUGAAGCGCAGGGUUUUGUAGUGUGCGUCAAGAACUCCCAUGGCGGCAAGGUGAAACCUAUCUUCAGCUUCGUUGAUCCCGGAGCUGGCAUGUUCGUCUGGUGUAAGUUCUACUUUGACGGCAUCGACCGCUUCAUGGAAAUUGAGAAAGACGGAAAGAGCAAAGAUCCAGAGCAGGACUUUGCCAAUGAGCUGUGGCAGGCGUGGGCGACGGAACUCGUUCUUCUCACUCCGGGAUCGUACUAUCAUGCAUGGCAGGGGCCUGACAAGAUGAGUACUGCCGCUCGAGGUGUUGAUCCACGUACGGCGCAUUUCCGGUUCUCUUUCGCGACGCCGACAAAAGAAGAAAUCAGCACCGGGGUCGUACGUCUUGCAAAAGUGAUAGCGAGGUAUUGGGGAUAG